Messenger RNA from Papaver somniferum (opium poppy), 2026 nucleotides. RefSeq names its product lipase-like. The coding region runs from base 343 to 1773 and encodes 476 amino acids. The transcript is spliced from 7 exons. Lineage: Eukaryota; Viridiplantae; Streptophyta; Magnoliopsida; Ranunculales; Papaveraceae. The record is from RefSeq and is a predicted model, not a curated record.
CCUUUGAUUCAUUACUUGCUUACUUGAGAGAAACAACAAACCUCUAUUCACGAAAAUAAAAACAACAAUGUGAAUAAUUUGAUCAAAAUUCUAACCAGAAAAUUUUUCACAAAAAACUGGUGAAAGGAGUUUACGAUUGGGGAAAAAAGAACAGAGUUUUGUUUUGGUUUUCUGAAGAAGAAGAAGAGAAAAGAGCUUUUUCUUUUCUUUCUCUCUUUCUGUUUGUACAAAUUGAGAAAAAAAAGAAGAAGAGAAAGAGAAGAAGCUCUCUCUGGUUUCGUUUUUCUUUUUAAUUAAGAAAAAGAAAAAGAAGAAAGAAAUUUGAUUCAGAGAAGAAGAAGAAUGAUAAGAAUAGGGAUAGCAGUAUUACAAUUAUCAGAACUAUUUGUUAGUUCAAUAGUUCAUUUGUUAUAUGGGUUUUACAUUUUUAGUACAGCUGUAGCUUCAGAUCUUUCUCAAGCUUUGAUUAAUAAACCUAAUCUCAUUGAAAUUCAACCUAAAAUUCACUCUGUAAAUACUACCACUUCUGACGAUGAUGAUGAUGAUAAUGGUGUUGUUGCUGCUGCUGAAGAUGAUGAUAAGAAUAAUGGGUUGUUACCUCCGAUUGUUUUGGUUCAUGGGAUCUUCGGAUUUGGCAAAGGGAGAUUGGGUGGAUUAUCAUAUUUUGCUGGAGCUGAGAAGAAGGAUGAACGUGUUCUUGUGCCUGAUUUAGGUUCAUUAACCAGCAUUUAUGAUAGAGCUCGUGAAUUGUUUUAUUAUUUGAAAGGUGGACAAGUUGAUUAUGGUGAAGAACAUUCCAAAACUUAUGGUCAUUCUCAGUUUGGAAGAGAUUAUGAACAAGGAAAUUACCCUGAAUGGGAUGAAGAUCAUCCAAUUCAUUUUGUUGGGCAUUCCGCUGGUGCGCAAGUGGUUCGUGCAUUGCAGCAAAUGCUAGCUGACAAGGCUUUCAAGGGGUAUGAGGAUACGUCCGAGAACUGGGUGUUGAGCAUAUCGUCUUUGUCUGGCGCGUUUAAUGGGACAACACGAACCUACUUGGAUGGAAUGCAACCUGAUGAUGGGAGAUCGAUGAAGCCUAUAUGUCUCCUACAGCUGUGUCGAUUGGGUGUUAUAAUUUACGACUGGCUUGAUAUACCAUGGCUAAAAGCUUACUACAAUUUUGGGUUUGAUCAUUUCAACAUGUCAUGGAAGAAAUCAGGUCUUACGGGUUUAGUUGAUUUGUUAUUGGGGAACACUGGUCCGUUUGCAUCAGAGGAUUGGAUCCUGCCAGACCUUACUAUUCAAGGAUCAAUGAGGCUCAAUUCUCAUCUACAUACAUUCCCCAAUACAUAUUAUUUCAGCUAUGCUACUAAGAAGACAAGAAACUUAAUGGGUAUUACAUUGCCUUCUAGCAUACUAGGGAUUCAUCCUAUGCUUUUCAUCAGAGUCUUGCAAAUGAGCCAGUGGACACACCCGCCAGAUGCGCCGCUUCCAUAUAAAGGAUACAGGGAUGAAGAUUGGCAGGACAAUGACGGUGCACUCAACACCAUAUCAAUGACUUACCCCAGACUCCCAACCGAGCAUCCCAACAAAUUUGUGGAAAAUGACUCUGAUUGCCAGCCUUUGCAACCCGGAAUCUGGUACCACAAGAUUGUAGAAGGCGAUCACAUUCUUUUCAUUGUGAAUCGGGAGAGAGCAGGUGUACAGUUUGAUCUCAUUUACGACAGCAUUUUUGAGCGCUGCAGAAAGCAUGUACUUAGAACUAGACCAACACUACCCAACCAAAUCCAACACUAAAUUCAUAAAACUCUCUUUGUUCCUGCAGAUAGGAAAACAAAAAAUUGGAUGCCACUAAAUUGGCACAUUUUUACACCCUUUCUUUUCCCCUGCUUGUAAAUGUGAAAACAAAACAAAGUAGUCCAGUUUGAGCUUUGCUGAGAAUUUUUUGAGGCUUAGUUUAUUCGCCUCGCAGCUACACUGAAAAUGUUAAUGAAUACAAAUAUCUUUAGAUUGAUAUGAGUUAACUCUGGCGAAUACUUUCUUUUUGAUA